Spirodela intermedia is the source of this 2557-nucleotide messenger RNA. The record is from the annotation of a GenBank genome assembly. NCBI's taxonomy places the organism in Eukaryota, Viridiplantae, Streptophyta, Magnoliopsida, Alismatales, Araceae.
AUGGGGGUGAGGAAGGGGCCGGUGGAGGACCUGAUAGAUAGGGCCGGGGGAUGCGCUGUCAUCGACGGAGGCUUCGCCACCCAGCUGGAGCUCGAAGGCGCCGACAUCACGGACCCUCUCUGGAGCGCCGUCUGCCUCAUUUCCGAUCCCGAUCUCAUAAGAAGGGUUAGUCAUCCGUCGCCUUCCGAUUCCAUUGUCUCCCCCAUCGACUUUUCUUCCUAUUUUGUGGAGCUCCGUUCAUCCAUCGUGCCGGAUUCAUCCCAGAAAUCACCACCAGAAAGCGGCUAGAAAUUCGUUUCCCUGUUUGAAUCGCGGACCACUGAUUCCUCGGAAAACCCUCGUAGCCGUAAGCUUCGGGAGCAUCCAAUCGAUUCGUUGUCGUCCGAAUCCUCUUUGAUUGCUUGCAUUUUAUCCUUCUUCUAGCACUAUCAGCCGAGCACAUCUUCUCCUUAGCGAAGAAUCUCAUUGCAGCAUUCAUUCAUCGUAAUCAAUCGCAGGUCGACGGAGGGUUUAGAAUAAUUAGGUUUUCUUCGUCCUACCCUUCUCUAGCUCCGGCUGCUUUAGGAUCUAAAGCUCUCUAAUCAACUCUGAAAUCCCUCGGCCUUACAUCUGUGCAGGUGCAUUUGCAGUACCUUGAAGCAGGCGCAGACAUCAUAGUAACUUCGUCUUACCAGGUUCGAUCUCUGGGUUGAAGCCGAACGGAUUAAUGCUGUGAUCUAUGUAGAUUUUAUUUCAGUCCGUGCGAUCUCGGAAAGAGAAAUGUGGUGUCCAUUCUGAUUUUUAUCAUUAGCAUUCAAUUAAUUUAUCGAUCGAUCAUGUCAAGAACACCACAAGAAAAUAAUGCUCCUCAAGCCACCUUCCCACGGCGCUUUUCCUUCGACACAAAUCAGUGGAAGAAGACGAUUAGAAACCCUAAUCAGGGCCGGAGGCAGCAUUGAACGAUCGCAAAGAUAUCUCAACAAAGAUGGAAAAUCAGAAAUGUUCACUUCUCCUCAUUCGACAGGCUACCAUCCCGGGGUUUCUGUCGAGAGGCCUCUCCAUCGAAGCCGGCGAACGGCUGCUUCAGAGGAGCGUCCAGCUGGCUCUUGAAGCGAGAGACAGCUUCUGGAAAGCCCACCUGAGAGCUCCUCGACGCAGCUACGACCGUGCGCUGGUGGCAGCUUCUGUCGGCAGCUAUGGAGCUUAUCUUGCUGAUGGCUCAGAGUACAGGUGCUCACUUUUCUUCUCUAUUUUCUUGCCACGAUUAUUAUAAUUAUUUAAUUUGUUAUUACUGAUUAUUAUUAUUAUUAUUAUUAUUAUUAAUGGUGCAUCAUUGCAGCGGGCGCUAUGGGCCUGAUGUGGGUCUGGAGAAGCUGAAAGACUUCCACCGGAGGAGGUUGCAGAUCUUCGUUGGCGCAGGCCCGGACAUGCUUGCCUUCGAGACGAUCCCUAAUAAGAUCGAAGCUCAGGUUUGCUCAUGCUUCAACUCUCAUGUGGAUAAUCCUAGGAAAUCAUGAUUUCUUUGCUAUUUUUGAUGAUGGGCAACGGAUUAUCCUCUGGAUCUAGCAGUUGGUCGUACAUUCGUCGUUUAUUUCAGCUGAUUAUUAUAUGAUUUAUUUAUUUAUUACCCUUUUUAAAAAAAAAGAUUUUUAUUUCUUUGAUUACUAUGAUGCAGUGAACUCUGAUGCCCGCUGUCUGAUUUUUUUUAAAACUACGAAAAUAAAUACUUUUUAAUACGCUCACAUGCUUCCAGACAUAAAAUCGCCGCACGGCUAGAUCUUGGAUUCAAUUUUAUAAUUAUUAAAAUAUUUGAGCUCUGGCUUGGCAGAGCAAAGAAUAAUCUUGAGCGAAUUAACUAACUUAUUAUAUAUAAAAUAAUAAAUCGAUUUAAUUAGCCAUGAAAACGGGUUACCAAUGUUUGGCAUUCACCAUUUCAUGAGACUGACUACGUGUUGAUGGGGGCAGGCCCUGGUUGAGCUGCUGGACGAAGAACAGAUCCAGAUCCCUUCCUUGAUCUGCUUCAGCUCUGUGGACGGUGAGCACGUGUCCUCUGGGGAGAGCUUCGCAGACUGCUUGGAGAUCGUGAACAAGAGCGAGAAAGUGGCCGCCGUGGGCCUAAACUGCGUCCCCCCUCAGUUCAUAGAGCACCUCAUCUGCCAGUUCAAGAAGGUAGCUGCCCCCCCAAGAUUCUUGGGAUAAAUGCGGCUGUAAAUCAUCCACAGCAUUUUUUCCCGAGACGCUGACUGAUCUGCCUGUCUUACAGCAUACCGAUAAAUUAAUUGCGGUGUACCCGAAUAGCGGAGAAAUAUGGGACGGAAGAGCCAAGAAGUGGUUGGUGAGUGGCCUCUUUCUCUCUCUAUCUCUCUCUCUCUCUCUCUCUCUCUCUCUCUCUCUAGCGCCGUUGAUUGGUUUCUCCUUUCCCCAGCCAUCAGAGUGCUACGGCGACGAGAAAUUCACAGCCCUGGCGAAGAGGUGGCGCGAGUGCGGCGCCAGCCUGGUCGGGGGGUGCUGCCGGACCACGCCCUCCACAAUCCGAUCCCUCUCCGCCGCACUGAAGAGUGGGCCACCAUUAUCCUAA